CCGGCUCGAGCGGCGCAGAACGGCCCGGAACGGCCCCGGGCAGCCCGGAACGGCCCGGCCAGGCUCGGCCCGGUUCGCCCCGGUGCAGCCCGGUCGGGCUCGGUUCCCCCCGGUUCCGUUCUCUGCGGUCCGGUCCCGUUCGGCUCGGCCCGGUUCGGCCCCCCCCCCCCCCCUCCGGUGCAGCCCGGUUCGGUCCGGAUGGUGCUGGCCGGGGCCCGAGCAGCGCCGUGAGCCCGCAGGUGUCCGCAUGGCCCCCCGCGGGAUGCGGCCCGGGAAGCCCUUCCUCCCCCCUCUCCUCGCCCUCUUCUUCCUCCUCCUCCUCCUCCUCCUCGCCGCUACCGGCCGCGCCGGCGUGGUGGAGGUGCAGCGCAGCGUGACGGCGGUGCUGGGCCAGGACGUGGUGCUGCCGUGCCGGUACCGGGCGCAGGAGCAGGAGCACGUGGUGCAGGUGACGUGGCUGAAGCGGGGUCCCGCCGGGAGCAGCGCCGAGGUGGCCGUGCUCAACCGGGAGCACGGGGAACACGUGCAGGAGCCCUACGCCGGGCGCGUGAUGCGGCGGGCGGGGGGGCCGCUGGAGGACGGCGCCAUCGUCCUGCGCAACGCGGUGCAGGGCGACGAGGGCGACUACGAGUGUCACCUCAUCACCUUCCCCAUGGGCAGCUUCGAGGGGCGCCUCACGCUCAAGGUGCUGGUGCCGCCGCUGCCCAUCCUGAACCCGGGGCCACCGCUGGAGGAGGGUCAGGGCCGGACGCUGGCGGCCUCGUGCACGGCCGAGGGCAGCCCCGUGCCCUCCGUGCGCUGGGAGACCGAGGUGCGAGGCACCAACGCCACGCGCCGGUCGGAGCACGCCCGCUCCGCGUCCGUCACCAGCGAGUUCUUCCUGGUGCCCGGGCGCAGCAUGAACGGGAAGAGCCUCACGUGCGUGGUGGAGCACCCCGGCCUGCGCCACGAGAAGAGGAUCACGCACCUCCUCAGCGUCGCCUACCUCUCGGACGCGUCGGUGCUGGGGCACACGGAGGAGUGGCAGGAGGGGAUGGAGGGGGCGGCGCUGACCUGCCUGGGGGACGGCAACCCCCCCCCCACCUACAACUGGACGCGGUUGGACGCGCCGCUGCCCGCCGGGGUGCGGGUGAAGGGGGACACCCUCAUCUUCCAGCGGCCGCUGGCCGUGGCCGACGCCGGGGAUUACAUUUGCCACGUGUCCAACCGCGUGGCUGCCAAGGAGGCGAGAGCCAACGUCAGCGUCAGGAGCAGGGUGGCCGACGACGAGGUGCGGAAGGUGGACCUGGUCUCGGCCUCGGUGGUGGUGGUGGGCGUCAUCGCCGCCGUCCUGCUCUGCGUCCUCGUCGUCGUCGUCGUCGUCAUGACCCUCUACCACAAGCGCAAGACCAAGCGCAUCUCCGAGAAGUAUGAGGAGGAGCUGACCCUCACCCGGGAGAACUCCAUCCGCCGCCUGCACUCGAGCCACAGCACGGACACCCGCACCCAGCUGGAGGAGACGCUGCAGCUGCGGGCAGAGAGCCGCCAGGGCAGCCUGCGUGGGGACAGCCUGCGCGGCACCAGCAUCUGCUCGGCCAUGAGCGAGGAGCCCGAGGGCCGCAGUUACUCCACGCUCUCGACCGUGCGGGAGAUCGAAACGCAGACCGAGGUCCCUGCGGCGCCGGCGGGGAAGGAGCCCAAGGACGAGGAGGAGGAAGGCGGCGGCGAUGACCCCAUCAAGCAAGCCAUGACCCACUUCGUGCAGGAGAACGGCAUGCUCCAAGCCAAGCCCACCACCAACGGCAUCUACAUCAACGGCCGCGGGCACCUCGUGUGAGCCGCUGCCCAUGGAGGUUGUGGGGGGG
Molecule: messenger RNA, 1844 nt
Organism: Pezoporus occidentalis (night parrot)
Lineage: Eukaryota; Metazoa; Chordata; Aves; Psittaciformes; Psittacidae
Gene: NECTIN4
Product: nectin cell adhesion molecule 4
Exons: 9
Coding region: 248-1816 (522 amino acids)
Biological process (GO): homophilic cell-cell adhesion; heterophilic cell-cell adhesion
Cellular component (GO): adherens junction
Source: RefSeq, a predicted model, not a curated record